This is a messenger RNA of Cavia porcellus (domestic guinea pig), 2800 nucleotides long. RefSeq names its product guanylate-binding protein 1-like. The record is from RefSeq and is a predicted model, not a curated record. The transcript is spliced from 11 exons. Bases 166 to 1938 code for a protein of 590 amino acids. Gene Ontology annotation, molecular function: GTP binding; GTPase activity. NCBI's taxonomy places the organism in Eukaryota, Metazoa, Chordata, Mammalia, Rodentia, Caviidae.
UAUCACAAAGCUUGCAGGCUUUCAUUAUGUGGUCACUCAGGCAAAUACAGAAACCUGUCAGCAUUGGACAGUUAUAUAAAAGCCCAGCGAUACAGCCAGAGGCAGAAAAGAGAGAAGUCAAGCCACCUACCUUGAGGAGAAGAUCAGACAGAGCACACACUGGACAUGGCCUCCCAGAUCCACAUGCCAGCCCCAGUGUGCCUCAUUGAGAAUGUGAAAGGGCAGCUGAAAGUGAAUCAGGAAGCUCUGAAGAUCCUGUCUGCCAUCACCCAGCCCGUCGUGGUGGUGGCUAUUGUGGGCCUCUACCGCACAGGCAAAUCCUACCUGAUGAACAAGCUGGCUGGGAAGAAAAGAGGCUUCUCUCUGGGCUCCACUGUGCAGUCUCACACCAAAGGGAUAUGGAUGUGGUGUGUGCCUCAUCCCAAGGACUCAAAGCGUACUCUGGUUCUGCUUGACACCGAGGGCCUGGGAGAUGUUGAGAAAGGUGACAACCAGAACGACUCCUGGAUCUUUGCCCUGGCGAUACUUCUGAGCAGCACCUUUGUGUACAACAGCAUGGGAACCAUCAACCAGCAGGCCAUGGACCAACUGCACUAUGUGACUGAACUGACAGACCGAAUCCGAGCAAAAUCCUCACCCAACACGAGUGAAGUUCAAGAUUCAGCUGACUUCAUGAGCUUCUUCCCAGACUUUGUGUGGACACUGAGAGAUUUCUCCCUAGAAUUAGAAAUAGAUGGAGAUUCCAUUUCUCCAGAUGCUUACCUGGAGAAUUCUCUGAAGCUAAAACAAGGUACUGAUGAGAAAAUUAAAAAUUAUAAUCUACCCCGACUCUGUAUCCGCAAGUUCUUCCCAAAGAAGAAAUGCUUUAUCUUCGAUAGACCCACUCACCGAAAGAAGCUGGCCCAGCUCGAGACCCUGCACGAUGAUGAGCUGGAUUCUGAAUUCGUGGGGCAAGUUGCAGAAUUCUGUUCUUACAUCUUCAGCUAUGCCAGGACUAAAGCUCUUCCGGGAGGCAUCCAUGUCAAUGGACCUCGUCUAGAGAGCUUGGUACUGACCUACAUCAAUGCCAUCAGCAGUGGGGAACUGCCCUGCAUGGAGAAUGCAGUUCUGGCCUUGGCCCAGAUAGAGAACUCAGCUGCUGUGCAGAAGGCCUUGGACCACUACAACCAGCAGAUGGGUCUGAAGGUGAAGCUGCCCACAGACACCCUCCAGGAGCUGCUGGACCUGCACAGGGCCUGUGAGAAGGAGGCCAUCGAGAUCUUCAUCAAACAUUCCUUCAAAGAUGUUGACCAUGUAUUUCAAAAGGACUUGGCGGCUCAGCUGCAAAAAAAACGAGAUAAUUUUUGUGAACUGAAUACUAAAAAAUCUUCAGAUUACUGUUCAGCUUUACUUCAGGAUCUCUUCAGUCCCCUAGAAGAAGAGGUGAAACAAGGAAUUUAUUCUAAACCAGGGGGCUACCAUCUCCUUAUUCAGAAGGUACAAGACCUGAAGAAAAAAUACUAUGAGGAACCCAAGAAGGGGAUACAGGCUGAAGAGGUUCUCCAAAAAUAUUUGCAAUCCAAGGAGGAUAUGACUAAUGCCAUUCUACAGACAGACCAGACUCUCACAGAGAAAGAAAAGGAGAUCGAAGUUCAACGUGUGAAAGCUGAGUCUGCAGAGGCUGCUGCAAAAAUGAUGGAGGAAAUGCAAAAGAAGAAUCAGGAGAUGCUGGAGCAGAAGGAAAAGAGUUAUCAGGAGCAUAUCAAACAGUUGACUGAAAAGAUGGAGAAGGAAAGGGCCCAGUUGAUAAAAGAGCAGCAGGAAAUUCUAGCUGUUAAACUCCAGGAACAAUCCAGACUGCUAAAGGAGGGAUUUGACAAGGAGAGCAAACAACUUCAAGAGGAGAUAAAGCAUCUCAAGAACAAUAUACCAAAGUCAUCUGGAUGUAUCAUACUCUAAAGACAUAAGGAAACAAGCUUUCCUGUCACCCUUCUCUAUUCAUGGCAUAGAUAAGCAAUUUUAUAUUUUGGAACAAUAGUCAUUGCAGUUAAUGGUAUUUAAGUCUUACAACCACAAAAACCUGCAAAGACAUGAAUACAACAUUUGAAAUCCACUUCAUCUUUCUUAAAUUAUUAUAAAUUUUGCACCACUAAUAGAUUUUACCGCUGCACACUUUCACAAAAUACUAGGUUCCAAUGUCGUACUUUAAACCUGCAUUGAACUUAUUUUGAUGAUACUAAGACCUGAAUUAUUCUUGUCUACACCUCCCUCUUUUUCCCAUCAGUUCCAUCCAUUUUCUUAAGGGAGUGACUAUAAGUGCCACACUGUUUUCCACAGUCAUGUGCAGCUCCUUCCAGCUGGACAGUUACUUGUCCCUGACCCAUGACUGAACCUUGAGGUCCUAUUGACCUACCAAAGCGUGAAUUGAAGAGAUGCAUGUAUAUCCAAGCAGAAGAUUUUAAGAAUUUUUUCCCCUAAAAUUUAAUGGAUUUCAAGUAGAUACUGUUGCAGAGAGCUCUUCAAAACCCUGGUUUUAGUUUUUUGGGGCAAAUAUAAAGAAGUGGGGUGGGCAAAUUAUACAUAUCUUUUCUUUAAAAUAUUUAAAAAGAACCUUUGUACUUUUCCAGAGCAGUUACACAAUUUUACAUUCUGAACAGGACUGUACAAAAGUUCCAGUUCAUCACAUCCUCACAAACACUUGUAUUUUUAGUUUUCUUAGUACUUGUUAUCCAAAUGAGAAUGAGGUGAUACAUUGCUGUUAUAAUUUGCUUUCCCUUGAUGAUGAUGAUGAUGAUGAUGAAUAAAGUAAAGUAUCUUUUGA